AUGCUUAUUCCAAAGAAAAACCGCAAAAGUAUCUAUGAAAGUCUUUUCAAAGAGGGUGUUUUAGUUGCAAAGAAAGAUUUCAACGCUCCAAAGCAUACGGAUAUCGACGUACCUAAUUUACACGUGAUCAAAGCUUGCCAAAGUCUCAACUCCAAAGGAUAUGUUAAGACACAGUUCUCAUGGCAGUAUUAUUAUUAUUCCUUAACAGAUAAAGGUAUUGAAUACCUAAGAGAAUAUUUGCAUUUACCCCAAGAAAUUGUUCCGGCUACUUUCAAGAAACAAGCUAGGCCUGCCGGAAGAUCUCGUCCUGAGGGUGAAGGUAGGGAAGGAUCCUAUCGUCCCCCAGGAAGUCGUGGUGACCGCGGUGAAUACCGCCGUCGUGAUGAUGGUGAAGGCAAAAAGGAAGGAGCAUCUGGCGACUUCAAGCCUGAAUUCAGAUCCGGUUUUGGUCGUGGUC
Molecule: messenger RNA, 457 nt
Organism: Funneliformis mosseae
Lineage: Eukaryota; Fungi; Glomeromycota; Glomeromycetes; Glomerales; Glomeraceae
Source: the annotation of a GenBank genome assembly